AGAACUCUAUUGCAUUGGGCGGCAAUAGCAAAUUGCACCAACCUCAUUGGUUAUCUCAUUCAAAAUGGUGCGCAGAUUGAUGUUGUUGAUCAAAAUAAGCGGACUCCUUUAUCCUGCGCUGCCGAGCAUGGUGCACUGCAAGCUGUAAAGCUCUUGUUCGACAACGGUGCCAAUAUUAAUUCUGAAGACGAUGAAUGGGGAACGCCUCUGAUGCAUGCAAUGGACGCUGGCUAUCCAGGUGCGGAGCGCGAUGCCAUGUUAGCCUACCUCAGGAGCAAAAAUGCUAGCUACCAGUUGAAGCACCCAUGG
Molecule: messenger RNA, 309 nt
Organism: Aspergillus wentii DTO 134E9
Lineage: Eukaryota; Fungi; Ascomycota; Eurotiomycetes; Eurotiales; Aspergillaceae
Product: ankyrin repeat domain-containing protein
Exons: 1
Biological process (GO): positive regulation of transcription by RNA polymerase II
Cellular component (GO): nucleus
Molecular function (GO): protein binding; transcription cis-regulatory region binding
Source: RefSeq, a predicted model, not a curated record